AUACAGAGCAGGUUCUGGUCUUCUCUCCAGAAUCCCCCUUUAUCCCCGGGGUCCCUCCUUGUCCUGGAGGAUCUCCUCCAGCUCCUCCACCAAGGAUGGACAGGAAGGAGAUCAGCAGAAGAAUAUUAGACCUCACCUUGGAGAUCAUCUCCCUGCUGAGCGGAGAGGAUUACACCCUAGUGAAGAAGACAUCGGGGAGGACUCCCAUCAUCCAGGAAUCAGGAGGGUGGACCCCCAUCACAGAGCCUCCCCCACUGAUACAUGAGGAGAAGAUCCUAGAACUCGCCCACAAGAUGAUGGAGCUGCUGACUGGAGAGGUUCCUGUAAGGUGUCAGGAUGUGGCGGUGUAUUUCUCCCUGGAGGAGUGGGAGUAUAUAGAAGGACAGGAGGAGCUGUACGAGGAGGCCAUGAUGGAGGAGCCCCGGCCUCUGACAUCUCCAGGUUCUGACUCCAGGAGGAGAAGUCCCCCCGAGAGAUGUCCCCGUCCUCUGUAUUCCCAGGACUGUCCAGAGGAGAAGCUCCCAGAGAACCAUCAGAUGACAAAUCAGAGGGAAGAUGUGACUGAAAUCAAAGUGGAGGAUGAAGAAGAGCGGAUGAUGGGCGAUCCCCCGUGUAAGAGUGAGGUGGAGGAGGACAUUCCAGGAGAUGUGACCACAGAUAUAAUCUGGUCUAUGGGUGUUACUAAAGAGAUUAGGGGUUUCAUUAGUAAGGUUGACUGUUAUACCUUUCUCACAACUGGAGGAUCCCACAAAUCUAUCCCCUUUACCGAAGCUGAUGUGGAAGCAUACCUGCGGGUCACCUAACUGCCCGGACACCCAUACAGAGCUAAUAUUAAAACUAUAACUGAUGUUACCCUGUAGGAAUGUAUCAUUAAAUUCUAUCGAAAAAUGUC
Molecule: messenger RNA, 892 nt
Organism: Bufo gargarizans (Asiatic toad)
Lineage: Eukaryota; Metazoa; Chordata; Amphibia; Anura; Bufonidae
Exons: 6
Coding region: 96-803 (235 amino acids)
Biological process (GO): regulation of DNA-templated transcription
Source: RefSeq, a predicted model, not a curated record